Messenger RNA from Gadus morhua (Atlantic cod), 2163 nucleotides. It is a transcript of the gene ptger2a, whose product is annotated as prostaglandin E receptor 2a (subtype EP2). Gene Ontology annotation, cellular component: plasma membrane. NCBI's taxonomy places the organism in Eukaryota, Metazoa, Chordata, Actinopteri, Gadiformes, Gadidae. The transcript is spliced from 2 exons. Gene Ontology annotation, biological process: inflammatory response; positive regulation of cytosolic calcium ion concentration; adenylate cyclase-activating G protein-coupled receptor signaling pathway. The record is from RefSeq and is a predicted model, not a curated record. The coding region runs from base 1024 to 2163 and encodes 379 amino acids. Gene Ontology annotation, molecular function: prostaglandin E receptor activity.
ACACACACACACACACACACACACACACACACACACACACACACACACACACACACACACACACACACACACACACGGCGAAAGAGAGCGAGACCAGGGUGGCCCGACGUAUCUCCGGGUGACGUCAGCCCAUCGUGUCUGUUUCUUCCAGCGACUCGCCUCGUCCACAGCUCAGUCCCGCGCGGCGCGCCUUGCGUUUCGCUUCGCUGAAGAGACUUUAAAAUUCAAAGUCAAUUCAAAAGGAAACACUACAGAAUCUCAGCCGGACUUCAUGCAACUGCUGUUGUACAUACACGCGCGUUCACACACACACGCACACAUACGCAUAAAAAAAACAUACACACACACGCGCACCCAUGUCAACACGCGGUGGAAUAAGGAGGAGCAGAAUUUGACAAAGUUAAGCCCAUCACUGGCUUGUUAUUACCUCUGAUGACCCAGAAGAAUCCGCUGGACAGCGUUGGAAAGGUGACUAUACGUUUUGGAUUUUACGCCUAUAGUUUAAAAACCUCCAUAGCACUUUCUUGGAAGUUUUCUUCGUGCGCCGUAAACAGGUGGGAUCGUGUUAUUCUAGACAGAAAAGUGGAUUCCAUCAGAAGUGACUCAAAGAGAGAUCGUGCUUAAACAAGUCUACCGUGUAUCACCACAGCCCUCACAGGAAAGUGCUUUUAGGUUUAUGUUAGUCAGAAGGUGUCGAGACAACCCGUGCCUGUGUCAGAGAGCGAAAGAAGAACUAGACGACCGCGAGCAAGCGACUUGAAACCCAAAUAAAAAACGGCAAACACACAACAGUUCCGCUCGAAACAGGAAUUGUAAAACCACUUUGAAUCCCUGCAUUAGAAUAACAAACCCCUGCCAUGGACGGUCCACUGUGCCAUCCUCCGGACGCUUUGAACAUGGACACUGCAUAUCCAACGCUGUGCGUUAAUUCGUUAUUAUCCCACGAUAAUCGCCAGACCCUUCGUCUUUAUUAGUAAGAAGGACGACCACACAUCUUUUUUUUCUUUGUCGCAACGCAUCAUCAUGGGGUUAACCAUGGUCGACAAGAGCGCCCCGUGCCACUUGAAGCAGACCAUCGACGCCAACAUGAGUCCCCUGAUCAGCGCCGUCAUGUUCGCCGCGGGAGUGUUCGGUAACGUGGCUGCACUCGUUCUCCUCGAGAUCCGUCGUCGGCGGGAGUCCGGCGGCGCGCAUCGGCGCUCGCUCUUCAACGUGCUCGUCACGUCGCUGGUGGCUACCGACCUGACCGGCACGUGCCUCGUCAGCCCGCUGGUGCAGAUGUCGUACUCUUUCAACACCACCCUGGUGGCCAUGACGCGCGAGGGAUCCCACGUGGCGUGCGCCUACUUCGGCUUCAGCAUGACCUUCUUCAGCCUGGCCACCAUGUCCAUCCUGUUCUUCAUGGCGCUGGAGCGCUGCCUGGCCAUCGGGCAUCCGUACUUCUACGGCCGCUGCGUCACCAAAAAGUGCGCCUACAUCACCCUCCCCUCGCUGUUCUGCCUCUGCGCGCUCUUCUGCUGCCUGCCCUUCGUGGGCUUCGGCGAAUACGUGCAGUACUGCCCCGGCACGUGGUGCUUCCUGGACAUGAACCCGCAGAGGCCGGGGCACCGCGCGUACGCCAACCUGUACGCCAGCGUCAUGCUGGCGCUCGUGCUGGCCAUCGUGGCGUGCAACGGCUCGGUGGUGUUCCACCUGGUCAAGAUGUACCGGCGGCGCCGGAGGAACGGCGGCUCGGUGACGGCGCGCUUCAAGCGGGAGCGCGGCGUGGUCUCCCUGGCCGAGGAGGUGGAGCACCUCAUCCUGUUGGUGUUCAUGACCAUCAUCUUCAUCAUCUGCACCAUGCCGCUAGUGGUGCGCGUCUAUCUCAACUCGUACGAUAAGGCCAGCGAGUCCCACCCGGCGGAGCUCAACGCCCUGCGCUUCAUCUCCGUCAACUCCAUCAUCGACCCCUGGGUCUUCAUCUUCUGGUCCCCCAGCGUGCUGCACUUCUGCUGGGCGUCGGCGUGCCGCCGGCCCCUGGCCUCGCCCCGGGCCUCCACCCUCAAGUCCUCCACGUCGGAGCAGCGGCUCAGGAACGUUCAGCUGGUGGUGAGCCAGCCGCCGUCGGCUGACUGCAGCCGCUGCCUGGGGUCCGAGCCCACCCUAUGCACCAUGGAUGUCUGA